CAACUUUGCCGUAUGCAGUUACAAGCAGACAACUUCUUUUAAUACGCUAUGAUUUGCACAUUUAUUAACUUCUGGAUUACUAUGACACUUACUGCUGCAUAAUAUAUAUUUUCCACUUUUCCCAUAGCCUGCUGUGCUUGUGGCUUCCCUGUAGAGAAGACAAGUUUACUCUCCUUGUUUCAGUGGCUUCUUGCAGUCUGUAGAAGAAGAGGCAAAAAAAAUGGGGCAGAAAAGAAAAAUGCUUGUUGCUGCAAUAAUUUUUACAGUUGUCUGUUACAAAGUGACUGCACAGCAAACAAGACUACUGGAUGUCCAAAAGACCACAAAUGUUGUAGAUGAUCUGUACUAUGGAUGCCGUGAAGAGGCCAUGAAGAAGUUCAUCGAGUCAGACGUGUUAAAACAAGAACUAAAUAACAGUGAAGGAUUUCAGAAAGCAUGGAAUAAAAGUAUUGAGUGUUCAAAACAGAUUGCUGGAGGAAGAAAAGAGCAUAGUGCUGCACUUUCAGUCUAUGUUAAUGGGGAUCGACUGUUCAUACAAACACUGAACAAAGCAAUAGAGACAAUGGGUGGAAAUGUUAGCAUCUAUGAAAACCACUUCCACUUCAAGUCUCUUCAUUUCCUGGUGAUGGACUCCAUGAGGCUGCUGAAGCCAAAGGAGUGCAAGAACUUUUAUGUUUUUCAAGAUGGUCAAAACCAACCACAGAAAGGCUCCACAGUGAGAUUUCCAAGUUUCACCUUAGCUCAUUCAAACUAUGAAGAGCUAAAGAAACUUGAAGAUGUCAAUGAGAAUACUAUUUUAACUCUCACUUCUUGUUUCUUUGUCAACCUGAAAGACUAUGUGUGCGGUCAAGAACAGGAUGAAAUACUCUUAUCUCCAGCAGAAGUUUUCACUGUGGAACAAGUGGAAACAAAAACUACAUCGGAUGAUGACGAAUACCUUGAAAUUGUUUUGAAACAGUCAGGACUGAAAAGCUCACACAACUGUUACAUCUUUUCACGGAUGUCAGUAGGGCAGGAGACUACCACAGCUGUUGCAGAGCGAGACAGGUCUCCUCCAGCUGUUGUCUCCACCCUGUGGCUUGUAUCAGCGCUUGCAGCCUUAUCUUCUGUUUCUUUAGCUGUUUAGCAAAAACAGUUAUCAUUCAGUGUUUUCUGAGUUUUGUCAUCUGCAAUAUUCCUUUGAUUAUUCAUACACUUUUUUUAGGUCUUUAUUUGGCAGAUUGUGGUGAAUAAGCUAUUGCAGUAUUGUGUGAAAAUAUAGUCAAAUACAGUUUUCUGCUUCUGUCAUAUAUUAUGAAUUAUAAACUCAGUUCUUAUUUUCUUUAUGCACGCUAGAAAAAUGUACAGCAUACUUGAAAUAUAUAUACAGUAUAUGUUUAUUAUUUCUUGUUAGGGUUUGCAUGCCUUUAAAAGGAUUAAGGAAAUGAGUGAUGGGAAUGAAAAAAGAUGAUAUGUGUCGAUAAGGUCAGAAUAAAAGUUUGGCACAGUUGCUUCCAGUGUACCUCCGAGUAUCCAACAUUGGAAAUACAAUAAUUCUUUAAUGCAAUUCUGGAAAAUUAUUGUAUGUUAUAUAUAAUAUAUGUAUAUUACAACAUAAAUGUCUUUCAGGAAAACUUUGAUGUAUGAUUCACAGGACUAAACUAAAUACGCCCUUACUGAUUAGGGUAAGUAGCAUUCAAGUACUGCCAUCUCUAUAAAACACUUUGGCACUGGAGCAUUCAGCUUUGUUUUAACUCAAUAUUGUAAUCUUUCCAUGUCUGGUCUUCCCAGUAAAAUCACAAAAAGCCCAAAGAGCUGCGUUUUAGACUCUACAGGCCUCAGUUAACAUGUCAAUUAUUAAACUUUAGGACAAUUGGAAAAACUCUGAACAGGUAUGACUUUUUGAAGGUUUUGCCAGGAUAAAGCUUCUUCUAUCUAAAAACAUCAUGAAGCACAGCUUAGAUUUGUAAAGCUGCUUUGGCUUGUUUUGUAGUCACAGGACCUGGGAACCUUGCAGUCACUGAGUGGACCGUGAACUCAUCUGUAUACUAAAAUAUUCCAGAGUCAAAUGUGAGGCCAUCUGCCUGACAUGUAAAGUUUGACUCAAACUUGCUCAUGCAACAGGACAAUGAUCUCAAGCACAGCAGCAAAUCUGCAACAUAAUGGUUGAGUAAGAAAGGAAUGAAGGUGUUGCAUUGAGACCAGUCAAAGUCCAGACCACAAUCUACCUGAAGUGCUGAGCUGUUAAGAGAGCUGUGCAUGAACAAAUGUUUGCAAACCUCAAGAAACUGAAGCAACUUCCAAAAUUUCUCCACAAUGAUGUGACAGACUGACAAAGUCAUACAGGGAAUGAUUAUAUCAAGCUACUGCUGCUAAAGGUGUUUGUACAAGCUACUGAAUCAUGGGCAUACUUAGGCUUUUGGUUUUGUUUAGUUUUUAUUACUUGGUAUUAUUGUAUUGGAUUUUUCUUACAAUAUAAAGCAACUUGUUGUGGUUUGGUGCCAUAUAAAUAACAUUUUAUUCAAACUGAAUUUGUUUUUCGUGUGUCCCAAUGUAUGUGCCAAAAGUAUAAAUGAACUGCCAUUGUUAAAGUUCCAUAUAUACUCUGUGCUAAUAUAUUCGCUUUCACUGGAGAUUUUACAAAACUGAAACUUCUCACAUGAUCAUUUUGUUUGUUUACACAAAUAAGCCCACUUUGUUCAUGUAACUAAACAGAAUAACUAAAAAUAAUAAUUAUGUAUAAUUUGUUACAAAUAUUCAGACUUAUAAACUUAAAUUACAUUCAUGCAAAUUAAUUGUUGCUGUGGGUCAAAUAUUUGUGCAUGUUUGUUGAGGUAUUUCCUCACUUUGCUCUGAUCAGUGUUACUCAAAAAAGUAAUUACUGCACAUAUUACACAGAACACUUUUCUCAAAACUAACGCUGUACGUUACUUAAUUACUGCCAGGAAAAAGUAAUUCAUUUUCCUACUCAUUACAUUACUUUCCUGUUACUCUGUAAAACAGCUGAAACCCACUGACUCAUAAUCACCAUUUAACAUUAUAACCUGAGGCUACAGGCCCACACACCAACACAAAUCCCUAAUGAGGACACACGUCUCUAACAUCUUUCUCUUAGUAGAAUACAAAGCUGACCACAUACAAAAAGAAAAAGAAGACCAACACCAAAAAGGGCCACAGUGAUUCUGAUUAGAAACAUGAACAGGAAGAAAGUGAAGCUUAACUGCUCAUCUUCUUGUUACCUGUUGAGGUUCAGGGUCUGGCUGCUGGGGUCGGCAUUCACUCAGCUUUCAGUCUGGGUUUUUGGCUAGCUUAGCAUUAGCAUGCUAUCUUGGCUGAUGCUUGCAAAGUACCGAAGUUAGUGUUAGCAGCAUAAUGCGGUUGUUUCUGUCCUGGAUGCAGUUUUGCACUUUGCCAUUUAUCUUGUCUUUUUGUGCAAUAAGAAUAAAGUAAAUGUCCAUAUCCACACUA
Molecule: messenger RNA, 3447 nt
Organism: Pelmatolapia mariae (spotted tilapia)
Lineage: Eukaryota; Metazoa; Chordata; Actinopteri; Cichliformes; Cichlidae
Product: ecto-ADP-ribosyltransferase 4-like
Exons: 5
Coding region: 221-1126 (301 amino acids)
Molecular function (GO): NAD+-protein-arginine ADP-ribosyltransferase activity; NAD+ poly-ADP-ribosyltransferase activity
Source: RefSeq, a predicted model, not a curated record